Molecule: messenger RNA, 1990 nt
Organism: Leguminivora glycinivorella
Lineage: Eukaryota; Metazoa; Arthropoda; Insecta; Lepidoptera; Tortricidae
Gene: m
Product: cuticlin-1
Exons: 12
Coding region: 269-1990 (573 amino acids)
Source: RefSeq, a predicted model, not a curated record
CGACCACACGUCGCGAUCAUCGACAAUCGAGAUAACACACGUGCGCGCAACCCUAUUCGUUCUAAUUUCGAAGUAACCAAAAUAGAACAGUGCAGUGCUCGCGGAUUUUAAUCGACUAUUUUGUUUCAAGAUAACAAAUAUAAAAUCAUUGGGACGAGCAAGUGCAGUGCGGUGACACAAAGGAUUAUGUUCAGUGCCAAAACUAUUCUUGUGGCCAAAAACAGAAGGUGACAAUCGUGCUGUUCAUGUCAGUUUAGUGUUGUGAACAAUGAUAAUUUGGCGAACGAAGAACCCUAGUCGUCGGAAAAUAAGUGGCUGGUCCAAAAUGGCAUCAGAUGUUGCGUCUCAUAUACCGAGGACGACAUUUGUUUGGUUAAUAUUCACAUUGGUUAAUACACGGGUACGGGCGGGCGAGCUAUGGCCCGUCGACAGGCCAGACGGCAUGCCAGUCAUACAGUCGCUAGAAGUAAUGUGCGGGAAGGAUCAUAUGGAUGUACACCUCACGUUCUCACAUCCUUUUGAAGGAAUCGUUUCGUCUAAAGGUCAGCACGGUGAUCCUCGCUGUGUGUACGUGCCGCCAUCUACAGGACAAACAUACUUCUCUUUUAGAAUCGCAUACGCUAAGUGCGGAACAAAACCAGAUCUCCACGGCCAGUUCUACGAGAACACAGUAGUAGUGCAAUACGACAAGGAUCUCCUGGAGGUGUGGGACGAAGCCAAAAGGUUACGUUGCGAGUGGUUCAACGACUACGAGAAGACCGCCUCCAAACCGCCCAUGGUCAUCGCCGAUUUGGAUGUUGUGCAGCUUGACUUUAGAGGAGACAACGUGGAUUGCUGGAUGGAGAUCCAAGCCGGAAAAGGCCCGUGGGCACCGCCGGUCUCCGGCAUCGUACCUCUGGGGUCCACGCUGACGCUUGUGGUCGCCAUCAACGACUACCGAGGUGAAUUUGAUAUGCGAGUGAAGUCAUGUGCGGCGUCUGAUGGUUCCGGGCACAUUAUACAGCUUUCAGAUGAAUACGGCUGCGUUCUGCGUCCGAAGAUGAUAUCCAGAUUUUUAAAAGCAAAAGCAGCAGAUGAGCGAGCGACGGUGAUCACAUACGCCUUCUUCCACGCCUUCAAGUUCCCAGACGCCCUGAGCGUGCAUAUUCGGUGCAAAGUGGAGAUCUGCAGGCACGGUUGCUUGGACCAUUGUCAGCUCGCCGGCGUGGCUCCGCAGAGACACGGGGCUUUGGACAGAAAGGAUGAUCGGACUCAUCGAGACCACAAUGAAAUCAACGAUUCAUCAGCCGAAGAAGUAGCAGAAUCCAGCAUCAUCGAAGAAACCCGUCUACCACUGGAGGAAGCGUUCGGUGACGAGGUGUCAGGCGACGCGGUGCCAGCGCCCGCGCCGCUGCCGCAGCGCGCACCCGCGCCUGUAGUCGAGGAGUCGGACCACAUGUCGGCUGUUGAAGAGCUGGUGGAGGCUCUGGCUAGACCAUUCACUGACCGUCCCAGCGACCUCGACGAGCGCGAGCGUUUCCCGCACGGCCCGCGUACCUUCGGGUCCGACAAGCCGGUCUCGGACGCCGUGGUCCCGGCCAAGCCGCCCGGGCCCGCCGUGGCCGGCCCGCGCUCUCUCCGCAAGCGGAGAACAGUUCGAGAGGGAAGGUCGGCAGAUGUUGGCGUUUCGGGCAUCUAUGAGGUCGUCUCGGAGGCGGAUUUGGCGUUUGGUCCGACGAGAGAACCGGUCACCGUGUUUAGCGGCAGGAUUAGAGAAGAAGUGGUGUACGGCGUCUGCAUGGGCGCAGUGAGCUUCGGCGCGCUGUUCGCGUCGGCGGCGGGCGCGGCGGCGGGCGCGGCGCUGGCGGCGGCCGUGCUGCUGCAGCGCCUGCGCGCGCGCACCGCCGCCGCCCCGCCGCCGCACCCCGCGCCCGCUUCCCACUCCCUCGCCGCCUGGAUGGCGCUGCGGCUGCUCGGGGAACAACACCCGCAUCGCUCGCGUGACGGCUGA